GGCCCGCCGGGAGGGGGUGGGCGCUCCGGAGCGUGCGGCGGGGACACCACGCGGCCAUGCCGGACGAGUGCGAUUCCAGCGUGAAGAAGAAGAGGAAGAAGGACAAGCGGGCGCUCGCCGACGAGGAUGUCGCGGACAUCCAGCACACCGAGGACUUUCUCAUCAAGCCCGCCUCCCGGGUGCCCCAGCUGGACACGUCGCAGUGGCCCUUGCUGCUGAAGAACUUCGACAAGUUAAAUGUGAGGACAGCACACUACACACCUCUGCCUUCCGGUGCUAAUCCUCUGAAGAGAGAGAUUUCUGAUUAUGUUAGGUCUGGCUUUAUUAACCUCGACAAACCUUCCAAUCCAUCCUCCCACGAGGUGGUUGCGUGGAUCCGCCGCAUCCUCCGAGUGGAGAAGACGGGCCACAGUGGCACCCUGGAUCCUAAGGUGACGGGGUGCCUCAUUGUGUGCAUUGAGAGGGCGACACGCCUGGUCAAAUCUCAGCAGAGCGCAGGCAAAGAGUAUGUGGGAAUUGUUCGGCUGCACAGUGCAAUUGAGAGUGAGGCUCAGCUGGCCAGGGCGAUAGAAACUCUGACAGGCGCGUUGUUUCAGCGACCACCCCUCAUUGCUGCUGUCAAACGACAACUGAGGGUCAGAACCAUCUAUGAGAGCAAGCUGGUGGAGUAUGAUCCCGAGAGAAGAUUAGGCAUCUUCUGGGUGAGCUGUGAAGCGGGCACCUACAUCAGGACUCUCUGUGUGCACCUGGGGUUGCUGCUGGGCGUGGGGGGGCAGAUGCAGGAGCUCCGCAGGGUCCGCUCGGGCGUCCUGGGAGAGAAGGACAACAUGGUGACCAUGCACGACGUGCUGGAUGCACAGUGGCAGUACGACAACAACAAGGAUGAAAGCUACCUGAGGAGAGUCAUCCUGCCCCUGGAGAAGCUGCUGACUACACACAAGAGGCUCGUCAUGAAAGACAGUGCGGUUAAUGCCAUUUGCUAUGGAGCCAAGAUCAUGCUGCCUGGUGUUCUGAGGUAUGAAGACGGUAUUGAGCUUAAUCAGGAGAUUGUUGUCAUCACCACAAAAGGAGAAGCUAUCUGCCUAGCCGUUGCCUUGAUGACCACAGCAGUCAUUUCCACCUGUGACCACGGCAUCGUGGCCAAGAUCAAGAGAGUGAUCAUGGAGAGAGACACAUACCCCCGAAAAUGGGGUCUGGGCCCCAAGGCCAGUCAGAAGAAGAUGAUGAUCCAGAAGGGUCUGCUGGACAAGCACGGAAAGCCCAAUGAGAGCACCCCAGAUUCCUGGAAGAAGGAGUAUGUGGAUUACAGGGAUACUUCCAAGAAAAAAGCAGCUGCUGCUGAUGACCAACCUGUUUCAGAGCUGGAGAGGGCUUCAAAAAGGAAGCGAGAGUCGGAGAGUGAAGGUGAUGAAGCUGUGACCCCACCAUCCCCUGCCACCCCUCCAGCAGAGGAGCUGAGCAAAAAGGAAAAGAAAAAGAAGAAGAAAGAGAAGAAGGCCAAAGAGGCAGCUGAGAGUGGGGCAGAGCAAAUAGAAGUGACCACUGAGACCAGCACCAAGAAAAAGAAGAAGAAGAAACAAAAGGAGGUCGAAGAGAGCUCGGAGUAAGCAACUGGAUCUGUCCAAAGCAGGCAACCUCAUUAGGAAAGAGGAACCUGAGGCCUUGGGAAGAGCAGGACUGGCUGUGUUGGCAGGAGGGCCAGCAAGCUGCAAGUUCUCUUCUGCUGUGUAUCAGUGAGCAUGUGUUUGCCCAGCAUGUGCCCUGCUCAGGUGCCCCUCUUCAUCCUGUUUUAAGGGUUGCCAGAGGAGUGGGGGUGCCUGACUGUCCCUGCACUGGAUUGAUCUCUAAAGCUGAGCACCAUGACAGCAAUAAGAAGUGAUAUCAUAGGGAAGCUGUAACUUCUGGCCCUUACUUGUUUUCACCUAGAGGGUGGAAUAAUCUUUCUCCCCCUUCUAGUACUGCCUCUUCCUUUUCUUCCAAGGCUGAAACUGUUACCUGACAGUUACAAGAAUGUAUUGAUGCCUGGAGGACUGGCUUUGUCACAGCCCGUCUGAAUGGGUUUGGAUGGGGAUGGUCAGACCAGUUAUUCAGAGGGCUCUGGUUUGUUUUUUAACUUGGCCACACGCUUGGCUCAACCUACAUGAAAUCAAAUAGUCCACCCAGACAUUCUUCAAUACUUUUUUUCUUUACCUUUUUCACAAAAGGUAAACGUUAAAACGUUUUAAUUCCUCUUUUUUGCUUUAUUUCCUUAUCUGGAAUGGCUUGCUGGGGGUCAAAGGUCUCUUCUCUGUCACAGGGCUAGUGUUGUGCCAGGAUUUUGGCUCAUUUUAAAUGGGAAGGGAUCCAGGCUGCUUUGUUCUGAGAUUCAUCCCCGCAGAUCCUGUAACUUUUAGCCUCGUUCUCUGCUUUUAUCUGAACUGUCUAUCUUCCCCUCCAUAGCUGGAGAUGAAUGCAGGCAGUGGGGACAGCAGCUGGUGGCUGUCAGAACCCGAGCAGGAAAAAAAA
Empidonax traillii (willow flycatcher) is the source of this 2505-nucleotide messenger RNA. Its product is annotated as H/ACA ribonucleoprotein complex subunit DKC1. The transcript has 16 exons. The record is from RefSeq and is a predicted model, not a curated record. Lineage: Eukaryota; Metazoa; Chordata; Aves; Passeriformes; Tyrannidae. Gene Ontology annotation, molecular function: RNA binding; pseudouridine synthase activity. Bases 57 to 1607 code for a protein of 516 amino acids. Gene Ontology annotation, biological process: rRNA pseudouridine synthesis; box H/ACA sno(s)RNA 3'-end processing; snRNA pseudouridine synthesis. Gene Ontology annotation, cellular component: box H/ACA snoRNP complex.